Molecule: messenger RNA, 1053 nt
Organism: Apaloderma vittatum (bar-tailed trogon)
Lineage: Eukaryota; Metazoa; Chordata; Aves; Trogoniformes; Trogonidae
Gene: OPRL1
Product: opiate receptor-like 1
Exons: 3
Coding region: 16-1053 (345 amino acids)
Biological process (GO): sensory perception of pain; neuropeptide signaling pathway
Cellular component (GO): membrane; neuron projection
Molecular function (GO): neuropeptide binding; nociceptin receptor activity
Source: RefSeq, a predicted model, not a curated record
CUGAACGACUCCUCCAUGCUGAACCUCAGCUUUCUGCCCAGUAACUGGUUUAAUAACGGCACGGGGGACAGCUUCCUGCCGCUCAGCAUCAAGAUCACCAUCGUGGUUGUCUACUCCAUUGUCUGCAUCGUGGGGCUGGUGGGCAACUGCUCCGUCAUGUACGUGAUCGUCAGAUUCACCAAGAUGAAGACAGCAACCAACAUUUACAUCUUUAACCUCGCUCUGGCUGAUACCUUGUGUCUGAUGACCUUACCCUUCCAGGGUACAGACACAUUCCUGGGCUUCUGGCCCUUUGGCAACGUCCUCUGCAAGAUUGCCAUCUCUAUAGACUACUACAACAUGUUCACAAGCACCUUCACCCUGACGAUGAUGAGCGUGGAUCGCUACAUUGCUAUCUGCCACCCUAUCAAAGCCCUGGACAUCCGCACUCCCCACAAGGCCAAAGUGGUGAAUGUCUGCAUCUGGGCACUGGCUUCUGUCUUUGGCAUCCCGGCAAUGGUGAUGGGGUCUGCGGAGAAUGAGAACAACGAAAUUGAUUGCCUCAUUAAACUCCCUUCACCCGUGGAUUACUGGGAUCCAGUCUUUGGCAUCUGUGUCUUUCUCUUCUCCUUUAUGAUCCCUGUGUUGAUCAUCACCAUUUGCUACAGUCUCAUGAUCAGACGGCUCAAGAACGUCCGUGUCCUCUCAGGCUCCAAGGAGAAGGACCGAAACCUGAGGCGCAUCACCCGAAUGGUCCUGGUGGUUGUGGCAGUCUUCAUCAUCUGCUGGACUCCCAUCCAGAUUUUCGUGCUGGUCCAGUGCUUGGGUGCCAAGGCAGAAAGCGAGCUCGAGCUGGCCAUCUCCUGCUUCUGCACCGCGCUGGGCUACGCCAACAGCAGCCUGAACCCCGUGCUCUACGCCUUCUUAGAUGAGAACUUCAAGGCGUGCUUCAAGAAGUUCUGCUUCCCCACCGCCUUCAGGACCGAGCUCCAGAUGUCCAACAGGAUGUGCAGCAUCGCCAAGGAUGUGGCCUACGCCUGCAAGAACUCAGAGGGGACUAACAAUCCGGCCUGA